Molecule: messenger RNA, 1290 nt
Organism: Scaptodrosophila lebanonensis
Lineage: Eukaryota; Metazoa; Arthropoda; Insecta; Diptera; Drosophilidae
Gene: 7B2
Exons: 2
Coding region: 154-951 (265 amino acids)
Biological process (GO): neuropeptide signaling pathway; regulation of hormone secretion
Cellular component (GO): secretory granule
Molecular function (GO): enzyme regulator activity
Source: RefSeq, a predicted model, not a curated record
UUGUCUCCACAUCGGUCUAACAUUAUUAUACAUACCCGCAUAGCGAUACGUCAGCAAGCCACCUAAGCAGCUGCAAGCCAAAAAAAAAUCAAUAAACUUGCCACACACCCACGCAACAAACGUGCGAAAUUGUGUAAAGAACAACUACGCAAUAUGUUGGAAAAGUCAAAGUCUUUAAUGAUGCUGCUUUGUGGUUUGCUGCUCUUAGGCAGCGGCGUUGUGCGCGCCUUUGAGUCGAAGGACAGCAUUUUUGCUGACGUCCUGCUGACUGACCUGCUCAAUCGCAUGGCUAAUGACAUGCAGGUGGGUUACUAUGAUGUGGACAAUGAGUCCGAUUUGGCAGCUGCUGCCGCCGCUGCAAAGGAUAAUGUCGAUUUGGUUUCACGCUCCGAGUACCCGAAUUUGUGUGAUGGCGAUGGCAGCACCGAUUGUGUGUUGCAGUCUUCCAAUCCGGCACUGCGUGAUCAGGAAUUUCUGCAGCACAGCUCGCUCUGGGGCCAUCAGUAUGUGUCGGGUGGCAUGGGUGAGGUGCCAAAUCGAUAUAACACCAUUGUGAAGACCGAUGCCAGUCUGCCCGCCUACUGCAAUCCGCCCAAUCCCUGCCCCGAGGGCUAUGACAUGGAUCUGCCCGGCAGCUGCAUCGCCGAUUUCGAGAAUACCGCCAUUUUCAGUCGGGAAUUCCAAGCUGCUCAGGAUUGUACCUGCGAUAGUGAACAUAUGUUUGAUUGCGCCGACCAAGAAAGCUCUGCUUCGAGCAACAGCGACAUGGAUUCAGCCGUAGAGAAGUUCCUCAUGCAUCAGUUUCAGAACGAUAAUGUCCUUGAUAGUGCCAACAGCGUUGUUAAGAAGGCUUUCAAGCCAGACUUGCGCAUGGAGGCUAUGAUCAAUCCGUUCCUACAGGGCGAUCGUUUGCCCAUUGCCGCCAAAAAAGGCAACAUGCUGUUCCAUUAAGUUAAGAGCCGUCAGCAAAAAUAGACGAAAAAGUGUUUGUGUUUUAUUUUCGUUGCCUAACUUAACAAAAUGAAUAACUGAAUUGUUUUAAAAAGUGUAACAACCACACAUAGAUACUAAAAGCUCAAAGUAUUCCCCAGCAUGCGUCUAUAAUAUAUGUAUGUAUUUAGUGUACAUUUAAAUCUUAGUGUUGUUCUACAUAAACUGCAUACUAAAUACAUAAUACUUUUAUCUUAAACGAAUGCUAAGAGCUUCCCCAAAAACAAAAAAAUAAAUAUACAUUUGUGUCCCCCCAAUAAAAAUAUACAUAUUAAAGAAGGGCUUAGAGCCGAAAAACAA